This is a messenger RNA of Rubroshorea leprosula, 3384 nucleotides long. NCBI's taxonomy places the organism in Eukaryota, Viridiplantae, Streptophyta, Magnoliopsida, Malvales, Dipterocarpaceae. The record is from the annotation of a GenBank genome assembly.
AGGGAGCUCCUGCUCAUAAAUUAAAGGUCAAGUCUUGUUGUCUGUUGCAUGGAUGCUUCCAAGAGAGGAAACUAAAAUUUCCAAAGUUGAUUAAUUCAAAUCUGUCUUAAUUAACUUGUGUUUUCUAGCUUGAGAGAGACCAGAGCAGGGUCCCUUCAUCUUAUCUAUGCACUCCUGGUUUUACUACAUAUGCAAACUUCAAUUGGAUCCAAUUCAACAACAACUGAUGAUGGAGUUAAGUGCAUAAAGAGCGAAAGACAAGCUCUCCUCGCAUUUAAGCAAGGUCUGGUUGAUGAACAUGGGAGGCUUUCCUCAUGGGGCAGUGAAGAAGAGAAAAAGAAUUGCUGUGAAUGGGAAGGAGUUCAAUGUAGCAACACAACUGGGCACAUCACUAUGCUUAAUCUAACCACAUAUUUGUAUGACCGUCAUUUUAUCUUAAGAGGUAACCUUAGUCCUUCUCUCUUUAAGUUGCAGCAUUUGAUUUUUUUAGGCCUCAGUGGGAAUAAUUUCAACUUAAGCCACAUUCCAGAGUCUAUUGGUUCACUCAACAAAAUGCAACAUCUUGAUCUCUAUUAUUGUAAUCUAAGUGGAUCUCUUCCUAGUCAGCUUGCAAACCUCACAAAUCUGCAAUAUCUUGAUCUUAGCUAUAACAAAUUCAACAUCCAAAGUCUUGUGUGGCUCUAUCAUCUUUCAUACUUGCAGUACCUUCGUCUGGGUGGAAAUGACCUUAGUAAGUAUUUCCCCAUAAUUAACACUUCUAGUACUUCUGUCGUUCACCUUGAUCUAGGAAGCAACAAUUUGACUGCUUCCACAUUCCAAUGGUUGUUCAACUUUAGCAACAGCCUUGUUAGUCUCGACUUGAGUUCUAAUCAAUUUCGAGGUCCAAUUCCAGAAACUUUUAGUUGCAUGACUCUCCUAGAGGAGCUAUUGUUCUCGAAUAAUCAAUUGGAAGGGGGGAUUCCAAAAUCCUUUGGGAACCUGUGCAAAUUAAGGUACCUAUACCUAUAUGAUAACUAUCUUGAUGGAAUCCUUCUUGAACUCAUUGGUAACUUAUCUGGAUGUCUACAACUCUCCUUGGAAGAAUUGUAUUUGGGUAAAAAUAAAAUUAGGGGACCCUUGCCUGAUAUGAUAAAAAACUUCCGCUCAUUGAGAGUGCUGGGACUUUUCAAGACUCAACUAAGCGGUGCUAUACCCAAAAGUAUUAGACUACUGUCAAACCUUGUGGAGAUUUAUAUUUCUUCCAAUUCUUUGAAUGGGACUAUUAGAGAAUCACACUUUUCAACACUAUCUAAGUUACGGGGGUUGAGCAUGUCUUCUAAUUCUUUGAGCAUCAACUUUAGCAAUGACUGGAUUCCUCCAUUCCAAUUGGAGUGGAUGGUUCUUAGGUUGUGCAAGUUAGGCCCAAAGUUUCCGAGCUGGUUAAAGUCCCAGAGAAAUUUUUCUUACCUUGAUAUCUCUGGAAGUGAGAUUUCAGAUAGCAUCCCAAAGUGGUUUUGGAACCUAUCUUCUAGAGUAUGUCAUCUGAAUCUUUCUUCCAACCAUAUCUAUGGAAUUUUGCCAGAUUUGUCAACACAAAUUUCUAAUUCUUUUGGCCUUGGGAUAGAUUUGAGUGAAAAUAAGUUGGAGGGUCCAUUACCAGUAUUCCCUGUUAAUGUCACAUCCAUAAGCCUGUCAAAAAAUAGGUUCAAUGGUUCAAUUUCCUCUCUCUGUACUAUAAGUGGUGGGAAACUUCAGUUCCUUGAUGUUUCGCACAAUCAACUAUUCGGAAAGCUUCCUGAUUGCAUGAUGCAAUGGACAAGUCUAGUGAUUCUGAAUUUGGCUAAUAAUCAUUUAUUUGGGAAAAUUCCAAGCUCUAUUGGAUCGUUGUAUCAUCUUGAAUCGUUGGGUUUGCAAAACAACAGUUUCUCUGGAGAAAUACCUCGUGGAGACAUUCCCUUGCAGCUAUGCUGGUUGACAAAUCUUACGCUGCUAGACCUCUCCAACAACAAUCUAUCUGGAAACAUACCAUCAUGCAUCCAUAAUCUGACUACAUUAGCUCAACAGAAGAGUUCAGCCCAUGAUCAUUAUUUUACAGAUUCACAUCGUGAUGCUAAUUCCGAGUACAGUGGAAGCUAUGCUGACAAAGCAUCUGUAAUGUGGAAAGGAAUGGAGCGUGAUUAUGAGAAUGGAAAUCUCAAGACUUUGAAGAUUAUUGAUCUUUCAAGCAACAACUUAACCGGAGUGAUUCCAGUCCAUAUAUCAGUUCUCUUCGAACUAGUUGAAUUGAACUUAUCGAGAAAUCAGUUGACAGGAAGUAUUCCUUCAGAUAUAGGGCAGAUGAGACAAUUAGAAUCACUCGAUCUGUCACUGAACCAGCUUUCAGGUCAUCUUCCAGGGAGCAUGUCCCAAUUAAAUUUCCUCAGCAUUUUGAAUCUGUCAUACAACAACUUUUCAGGGAGAAUCCCAUUAUCAACCCAGAUGCAGUCCUUUGAUGCUUAUUCAUUUGUCGGUAAUCCUGCACUCUGUGGGCUUCCUCUAACACCAACUUACCCAGAUGAUGAAAAAUCAGAGGACAAACCAAAAAACAGAGACAUAGCUGAAUUCUGGCAAUGGUUUAAACUGGGUAUGGAACAUGGAGUGGCCAUCGGCUUUGUGGGAGUUCUGGUUGUGAAGUUAGAUCAUCCAUGGAAACAUCUCUGUUUCCUGUUGUUCAACAACAUGAAGAUUAGAAGGGCUGUUGGACUCAAUUCAACAGCUGUAGAUCAUGAAGUUAGGUGCAUAGAGAGGAAAAGACAAGUAUUUCUUGCAUUUAAUCAAGGUUUGGUUGAUGACUAUGGUGUGCUUUCCUCCUGGGGAAGUGAAGAAGAGAAAAGGGAUUUUUGCAAACGGAGAGGAGUUCAGUGUAGCAAAGCAACUAGGCGUGUAAUUGAGCUUAUUCUUCAGGAUUGCUCUUUAAGAGGUAAGUCAUGUCCUUUCCUGUUUGAGUUGCAGAGUUUUAGAUAAUGGUGGAAUUGGGGGAGUCCUAUCUGAUCGGAUAACAAACUUCUCAUUGUUGAGAGAGUUGUCCCUUGGAAGUAAUAAUGUGAGUGGUACUGUGACCAAAAAUAUCAAACUCCUUUCAAAUCUUGCGUCGUUUGAACUUUCUUUCAAUUCGUUUGAUGGGUAAUCGCUGAAGAACACUUCUCAACAUAAUUUGAGUUAGGGACUUUGGACCUGACUUCUAAUCCCUUCUUGACUGUAACUGGCCUAUAGUUAAUUGUUCAGAGCCACAUUGUUCAUAUUAGAUUGGUGUGUUUAGAUGGCUUGUUUAUUUUGUUUUAUAUUAUGUACUAGUUUGUAAUUAGUUUCUUGAAAUUGAGAUGCAAUCUGAAUUCUGUAGAUUUUAAAUCAACCAAUUUUGAUGCA